AUGAUAUCGGUGGAUUACACUUCACCUCGUUUCUGCAUUUGUUCGAUUGAUAUGAGAAAUGUUCUUUUACUUGAAUACUUCGGUUUGAUUGCUUGUCAAUCGUGUCCCAAUGGAUCAAUUCAACUCCUCGAUGAACAGAAAUGUAUCUAUCCAUCAAUUCCUCUCAUCUACGCUGAGGCCACGGCCCAGUGCCAGUCAUUGAGUGGCUCGUUGGUGAAGAUCCAGAACGCAUUGGAGAACUCCUUCCUAUAUGGACAUGGAUUCGAAUUUUUCAAUGGUGACUCGCAGUAUAUUGGCGUUCGGCGAGAUGCUAAUGGAACGUGGGUUUACGAGGACGGAUCACCGCUCACAUAUCGAAAUUGGGGUCCCGGAGAACCAUCGAACACAUCAAAUUGUGCAGUCCUUGCCUCACAAACUACGCAAUGGAGAUCAGCCGACUGUAUUUUGGCAAGGCCAUUCUUCUGUGCCGUCGAUAUAAAGAGAGGAUGCCCCACCGAUUGGACCUAUGUUUCAGUCACUGACUCAUGCUAUUACUUCCAGAACACAACCCAUUUUGUUGAUGGCUCUAACUUUACCACAUAUAAUUUCACGGAUGCUGAAAUGGCGUGUCAAUCAUUGAACGCAAGAGCCCAUCUCGUUUCAAUUCAUUCAAAAGAUGAAGAUGAUGUGCUCAUCGCAACCCAGCGCAGAUUCGGGAAACCGCUUGUUUGCCAAGCGUGGUAUACAUGGAUCGGUUUACACGGGAAUGCAUUGGUUGGCAGUGUGCAAUGGACUGACGGGACUUCACUCGAUUAUAUCUCCAAUCAGUUGGACUGCAAUGUUGGCGGAUACUUUUUUUAUGCAAUCUCAUCUUGCGGUUCGAGUGAAUGGGCAUGCACGUUGAACAAGGAUACGAUAUACAGCCGAUUCAUUUGCAAGAUGCCAUCGACA
Mesorhabditis belari is the source of this 930-nucleotide messenger RNA. Lineage: Eukaryota; Metazoa; Nematoda; Chromadorea; Rhabditida; Rhabditidae. The record is from the annotation of a GenBank genome assembly.